This is a messenger RNA of Talaromyces atroroseus, 1419 nucleotides long. RefSeq lists its product as hypothetical. The transcript is spliced from 3 exons. Bases 1 to 1419 code for a protein of 472 amino acids. Gene Ontology annotation, molecular function: tRNA-guanosine(34) queuine transglycosylase activity. The record is from RefSeq and is a predicted model, not a curated record. Lineage: Eukaryota; Fungi; Ascomycota; Eurotiomycetes; Eurotiales; Trichocomaceae.
AUGACAAACUCAUUCACAACUGUGCACCCUGCUGCUGCCUCUGUCCUCGCAGCUCGUGUGGGCAAGGUUGUCCUGCCGGGCAGGAAAAGCAUUCAGACGCCGCACUAUGUUGCUAUCACGUCGCGGGGAGUCGUGCCUCAUCUCUCACCGGAUGUCGCCAGGAAUCAUACAACACUCGGAUGUCUCUAUAUUGGAUUGGAAGAUUUUUUAGAAAAGGCCCCUAAAGAGGUACCUCCGAUUCUCAAUCUACCCCAGAAUCAUCCGCAUGAGUCUCGGCUUCGGAACUUCAUAGCUGCGCAAGACGACGAUAUUUUGAUACUGGGUGCGCGAAGGGCAAAACCGGUGGUCGCCCCGCAGUACAAUCUUCCCAAUGCCCUUGCGAUUCUGACGUCGGUGGGGUUUCACCAUUUAACAGACAAGGCAUGGCUACAAUAUGUGGAAGCCUUGCGACCAGAUAUCAUCAUUGGCUUUGCGGAUAUGUCGUAUGGCCAUGCACCAGGUAUAAAGAGGCGAGAGAAGAUGGUCGACCGCACCCAUGCAUACACACGAGAUGCGACAAACCGGCUAUAUAAGAAGUCAGAGGAUUCAAACCAAGGCCCACAACCAUUAUAUUUUGCGCCAAUAUUGCCGAUAGAUAAUACGGAACAGAGUCUGUAUCUUCAAGAUUUGGAAGACGAGCUACGACCCGGAAUCUCCGGUUUGGCUGUCUACGAAUCCGCGUCUCUAUCUGCAAUAUCAAAAGGCCUCGAGGACCUACCGCGACUGUGUUUCAACGAACCGCGAGCACCACAAGACAUAAUCCGCGAUAUCUCCCUUGGAGCUGAUUUGCUCAUCAUUCCGUUUAUUGGUGAUCUGGCAGAUGCUGGUAUUGCAUUGGAUUUCGUCUUUUCGCGCAAGUACGACGACCAACAUGAUGGAGAAGCAAAUAAGAAACCAAAGCCGCUGGGCUUGAAUUUAUGGGACAACUCAUUUGCUACAGAAGUUGCUCCCAUCUGCGAGGGAUGUCAGUGCUACGCAUGCCAGAAGCAUCACCGCGCAUACAUUCACCAUUUACUCUCGGCAAAGGAAAUGCUCGCAUGGUCCCUUGUUCAAAUCCAUAACCACCAUGUUAUGGAUUUGUUCUUCAAAGACAUCCGGCAGUCAAUUAUAGACGGUACAUUUGAGACAAAUGCUGCGCUCUUUGAGCGAAAAUACGAAUCAGCAUUCCCCACACAAACCGGUGUAGGACCUAGGUUGAGAGGAUAUUCCAGCCAUGUCUCUAGACGUGAUGAACCACGAAGAAAUCCACGCUCUUACGGGAUACUGAAUGACGCGCUUGAGAAAUAUGCCGAAGCGCAAAGUUCUGCCAUUGCAACCCCCGAUGUCGAUGCAGAGGAGUUGCAGAAACAGGGAUUUGCCGAGAAAAGCGCAGAUUUUUGA